UUACAGUCAUCGGCUUGUCUCGCUAUGCAAGAGCAUCACAACAGCAAGAGAGACGAGGCAGCUCACAGGAGAGAGGUCAAGAUGUUGAAGGGCAGUCCUCUGAAAGUCGUACUCAUCUUGGGCUUGUGCUUGACGCAAGUGACCGCCCAGCUUCCAACUGGUUCCCAUGCAGAUGAUUACUGUGAACCCAAUAAGAAGUUCUAUGAUUGCAUGCCAUGUAUUAAAGUUUGCGGCAACGUGGAGCCGGCGUGUGAAAAGAGCUGCAGACCAUCGUGCCAUUGCAAACCAGGCUAUGUCUUGUCAUCACUCUCCUCCGAUACCUGUAUACUAGAGAGCCAGUGCGGUUCUUGUGGACCCAACGGAAGGUUUGAUAACUGCAGUCCCCCCUGUCAGGUCACGUGUGCAAAUUAUCUCCAGCGCAACCAGGCGUGUGCAAUGAUGUGCAAUCCCGGCUGUAUCUGCAACAAUGGUUUUGUCUUGCACCAGGGCACAUGCAUCCUGCCCACACAGUGCCCAAAAAGCACCCGCUCCAGCCCAAUCCUUAUUGCUCUUCUAAGCAGGAAUUGACGAUAAAUAUAGUGCGUUGUUACCCCAACAUAUAUCCUGAUACUGUGUUACCUAAAUGUUCAUUCUGUCUCUGUGUGCUGCCAAUAAAUUCACUUUAUUUAAAUAUC
Messenger RNA from Xenopus laevis (African clawed frog), 674 nucleotides. Its product is annotated as BMP-binding endothelial regulator protein. Lineage: Eukaryota; Metazoa; Chordata; Amphibia; Anura; Pipidae. The coding region runs from base 25 to 567 and encodes 180 amino acids. The record is from RefSeq and is a predicted model, not a curated record. The transcript has 4 exons.